Perognathus longimembris pacificus (Pacific pocket mouse) is the source of this 1349-nucleotide messenger RNA. RefSeq names its product vomeronasal type-1 receptor 4-like. The coding region runs from base 131 to 1090 and encodes 319 amino acids. Gene Ontology annotation, cellular component: membrane. NCBI's taxonomy places the organism in Eukaryota, Metazoa, Chordata, Mammalia, Rodentia, Heteromyidae. The record is from RefSeq and is a predicted model, not a curated record. Gene Ontology annotation, biological process: G protein-coupled receptor signaling pathway. Gene Ontology annotation, molecular function: pheromone receptor activity. The transcript has 2 exons.
AGACUUCACCUUCCUGAGUACUUAGGAUUACAGGCGUGAGCCACCAGCACCCAGAUCAGCCGAAGCUUUUCAUGGACUAUUUUCGUCAGAGGCUGUCCACAGCUAAAAGGAAAGUGAGCUGAGAGACAGGAUGACCUUCAGGACCCCCACCAUGGGGACCACGCUCUUAUCACAGACUCUUAUUGGCAUUCUGGGAAAUUUCUCUCUCUUUUAUUGUCUUCAACAUGAUCAAUGCCUACAAAAGCCCACCGACCUCAUUCUCAAGCACCUUGUUCUAGCCAACUCCCUGACCCUUCUCUUUAACGGAGUUCCCCUCUCCAUUGCAGCUUUUGGAUGGAAACAUUUCCUCGAUGACCUGGGCUGCAAAGUUUUCUUUUACAUUCAGAGGGUGGGCAGGAGUGUGGCUAUCAGCACCACGUGCCUCCUGGGUGUCUGCCAGGCUGUCACCAUCAGCCAAAACAACUCCUGCCUCAAGGAUCUAAGACUCGAGAGUUCUAUCAGCUUCUGUGUCAACCUUUGCUGGGCCCUGCACCUGGUGCUCAACAUGAGCUUCCCUUUGUACGCACACAGCAAGUGGAUCCUCACCAACAGGACCAAGAAAAGAGAUUUCCAAUACUGCGGCUCGGAAUGCAGUGAUGAAACCAUGCGCGCCAUGUAUACCGCGCUCCUCCUCUUCCCUGAGCUUUGCUUUUCUGUGCUCAUAACUGUGGCCAGUGGCGCCAUGGUUCUUUUUCUAACCAAGCACGUGAAGCAAGUUCAAUACCUUCAUGGCCCCCAAGCCUACCCCAGGGUGUCCCCUGAGUUCCGAGCCGUCCACAGCAUCCUAACCCUGGGCUCCACCUUUAUAAUCUUAUACACAGUCUCCUCCAUCCUAAGCAUUUGGGUUGCAUUUUGCUCAAGCCCCAGCGGGUGGCUGAUAAACCUCAACACCCUGAUCUCAAUGUGUUUCCCCACACUGAGUCCCUUCAUUCUCCUGAAGCACCACAUCCGGAGAGCCAGGCCUUGCUCUGGCUUGAAAAGAAACACAAAAUCCUUUGUCAGGAGGAUGAGGGACUGCAUGGUUCACGUCCUUUUUAUUCAGUCGUUUUAGUCACCCCUGUGGAGAAAUGAACAUAGACUAGUAUGUCAGACAAAGGAUGUGCAUUUCGUCCUGUGUGUAGAAGUUAGGCCUAGAUUAUAAACAUAUAUGUAAAUAAAUAUAUACAAUCAUAUGCAGAUAUGCACAAGCCUAUUUAUUAAAGUAUGGUAUGUAGAGGGGAGGAUUCCAAUGGCCCAACUCCUUUAAACAACUCUAACUCAUGGUUUAACAAAAUGGGGAGGAAAAAAAAAGGAGAAAGAGAGAGAGACAG